This is a messenger RNA of Stomoxys calcitrans (stable fly), 1166 nucleotides long. It is a transcript of the gene Wdr82, whose product is annotated as WD repeat-containing protein 82. The record is from RefSeq and is a predicted model, not a curated record. Gene Ontology annotation, molecular function: protein binding; chromatin binding. Gene Ontology annotation, cellular component: Set1C/COMPASS complex. Bases 79 to 1032 code for a protein of 317 amino acids. The transcript has a single exon. Lineage: Eukaryota; Metazoa; Arthropoda; Insecta; Diptera; Muscidae.
AUUUGCAAGUUUCUUUAGAUGUGGCAAACCUAUGCAUCAGUUGUGAAAAUAAAAGCAAAUUAAACAAGCGUCGCAACCAUGAAGAUGAAAUUAAUAGACUCUGUUGUAAGAAGCUUUAAAGUGGCAAAGGUGUUUAGGGAAAACACAGACAAAAUAAACGCUAUUGACUUUUCCCCAAAUGGGGAGCAUUUGAUAUCAUGCAGUGAAGACGAUCAAAUUGUGAUUUAUGACUGCGAAAAGGGCACUCAAUCCAGAACAGUCAAUUCGAAAAAAUACGGCGUGGACCUUAUACAUUUUACUCAUGCAAAUAACACGGCCAUCCAUAGCUCCACCAAAGUUGAUGAUACCAUACGAUAUCUGAGUUUGCAUGAUAAUAAAUAUUUGCGUUAUUUCCCUGGCCAUACAAAGAAGGUAAUAACUUUGUGCAUAUCGCCCGUCGAUGAUGCAUUCCUGUCCGGAUCGUUGGAUAAGACAUUGCGUAUAUGGGAUUUACGUUCACCAAAUUGCCAAGGGUUGAUGCAUUUAUCUGGUCGCCCCGUAGCAGCCUAUGAUCCGGAAGGUUUGAUAUUUGCAGCUGGUGUCAACUCUGAAAGUAUUAAAUUAUACGACUUACGUUCUUUCGAUAAGGGUCCCUUUGUAACAUUCAAAUUGAACCAGGAAAAGGAAUGUGAUUGGACUGGGCUAAAGUUUUCACGUGAUGGCAAAACUAUUUUGAUAAGCACAAAUGGUUCUAUAAUACGUUUGAUAGACGCAUUCCAUGGAACACCGCUACAAACAUUUACUGGAUAUCCCAACACCAAAGGCAUACCAAUUGAAGCUAGCUUCAGCCCUGACUCACAGUUUAUAUUCUCGGGCAGCACAGACGGUAGAGUUCAUGUAUGGAAUGCGGAUACUGGUUACAAGGUGUGUGUUUUAAAUGGCGACCAUCCCGGACCUGUUCAAUGCGUUCAGUUUAACCCAAAGUACAUGCUUCUUGCAUCCGCCUGUACCAAUAUGGCAUUUUGGCUUCCAACUUCUGAGGAUGGAUUAUAGAAAAACUAGAUUUUAGUUUAUUUUUAAAUGAUAAAUGAAUAUCUUUAAGUUAUUUUUUAUUGUUCGGCUUUAGUAUCUUGACUUUAAAACAAGACGAAAAAAAUAAACCGACCUUGAUUCAAAUAUACCAUAAA